Molecule: messenger RNA, 894 nt
Organism: Carya illinoinensis
Lineage: Eukaryota; Viridiplantae; Streptophyta; Magnoliopsida; Fagales; Juglandaceae
Product: protein FAR1-RELATED SEQUENCE 5-like
Exons: 2
Coding region: 1-894 (297 amino acids)
Source: RefSeq, a predicted model, not a curated record
AUGUCGGUGUUGAGCAAAGAAUCAGGUGGUGAUUUUAAUGUUGGAUGCAUUGGUAAGGACGUCGAGAAUUUUUUGGGAAAUAAAAGAAGGAAAUUGUUUGAAGAAGGAGAUGCACAAAGAUUGUAUGCGUACUUUCUUGAUAGGCAGUGUAAAGAACCUGGGUUUGUGUAUUCCAUGCAAGUUGAUGAGAAUGGGUGUAUGGGAAGUUGUUUUUGGGCAGAUGCAAGAUCAAGGGCCGCAUAUCAAUAUUUUGGAGAUGUGGUCACGUUUGAUGUGACUUACUUGACAAAUAUCUAUAAGAUGCCGUUCGUGCCAUUUUCAGGGGUGAAUCAUCAUCACCAAACUAUAAUGUUCGGUUGUGCAUUGUUAGUUAAUGAAACAGUUGAAUCCUAUAUUUGGCUAUUGAGAACUUGGCAAGAGGCAAUGCUUGGGCGUGCCCCUUCAACCAUAAUUACUGAUGAUGAUAAGGCGAUGGCGAAGGCCAUUAGUGAGUUCCGUCAUUGUAUCCAUGAGACAAUAACUGUUGAUGAGUUUGAGCAGGAGUGGAGUUCAAUACUAGCGAAGUAUGGUCUAGUGGAUAAUGAUUGGCUGCAAAAUCUUUACAACCGAAGGGAUAAGUGGGUUCCAGCUUACUUGCGAACCACGUUUUGUGCUGGUAUGUCAACAACCCAAAGGAGCGAGAGCAUGAAUAAAUUUUUCAAAGAUUAUGUUCGUUCGAGUACAAUGGUGAGCGAUUUUGUGCAUCAAUACGAGAAAGCCUUAGAUGCACGUUAUUUCAAGGAGAAAGAGAAGGACGUGUGCACAAAAUCGACACGGGCGAUUAUGAAAACGUUAUGGAAAAUUGAAAAAGAUGCAGCCUCAAUCUACACAAGGAAGUCUUUCAUGAUCUUCUAG